Chara braunii is the source of this 1895-nucleotide messenger RNA. The record is from the annotation of a GenBank genome assembly. Lineage: Eukaryota; Viridiplantae; Streptophyta; Charophyceae; Charales; Characeae.
UGGUGGUGAAUUUGAUGGCUGACGUGGGGAGGAGAUUUCCUCUGCUCGUGCUCGCCAUUGUCGUCUUCCUACUUGUCGUCUUCCUCCACGUGUGUUUGUCGUGGCCCCCGUGGAAACAACAUCGCAAGAGGAGGGCGUCGACGAAACGGUCGGCAGGAGCGCAUGCAGGGACGCGCGGGUGUUGGUGCGGGUCAGGGCGGAAUACGAGCUGCGACGGCGGAGCCUCCACAGCGGUACGACCCAUCCAUGUACGCCCAUUUGCAGUCGUGGGAGACGCCGCUGCCCCCGUCGGACGAGGAGCCCGAGACGGAAGAACUCCCAACGUUGCCUCUUGCCAGCGGCUCGACGCAGCUUUGGUCGCAGACGGUACGAGCAGGCGGUUCGGGUUGCAACGAAGGCGGCGAGUACACAUCUUUGCUGCAGCAAGGCUUGGGAGACGACGAUGACGGAGGACUUGAUCUCAGGUUCGGCUUAUGUUUUGGCGGGUCCAAGGAGGCGAGUCGUACGUUGAUCAUCGACACCGAUCCUUCGCCACGUGGCGUGGGACAGGGUGGGAGUCAGCGUACAGAUCAAACCACCCUUCGUGCCCGUGCGUCCGUCGCUGCCAGUGUCGGGCCAUCUGCAGUGCUCCGGCGUCAAGGUUCCACAGCACCGUCCGCCGAUCGAUCGACAAGUAACUGGCCUGCAUGCAACGGAGCCGCAGCCGGGUCACCGCGCGUCGAGUGUGCACGUCCUUCAAUGCCCGAACGCACAACACCGACCCAAUCCGACGUGAGGGACGCGGGUGCAUGCAGACCACCGGUGCGUCCAGUACCCACUGUGGAGAACAUCACACGAGGUGUGUUGAACAUGCGGGCACACAGUGAUGGCGGCAACGAUGACGGUGUUGGCGGCGACGAUGCUGACGAGCGAUUGACGGAGGACGUGGACGCAGGGGACGACGACGAAGACAUUCCUGUUCGGCCGUUGGGGAAGACGGGUGGGAGGGGGAGAGCACGCUGCAGGGUUACUGUUCGAGGUCGAUCCGUUGGCCGUGGCGGCAGAGGCUGUGUCAGCGACGAGGCCGGGAAGUCUGUGACGUACUGGUCUCUGGAGGAACAACUGCAACUAGUGAGAUGCAAGCGGGAGCAAGAUAUGCACCUCGCCGGGCUGGGCCACAACUACGGGCGGAUGCGGACAAAGGACUGGAAGUGGGACGACAUUGCAAAGCGCAUGGCGAGCGCGGGGAAACCGAAAGACGCGGACGACUGCAUGAAGAAGUGGGACAAUCUAUUCCAAAACUACAAGAAGAUACAACGCUUUCAGAACGCAAGCGGCCGUCCUGAUUUCUUCGGCCUUACAAAUGAGGAAAGGAAGGAGCACAAUUUCAAGUUCCGGAUGGAGAGAGCGCUUUACAACGAGAUCCAUGCUGGCAUGUUGGGCAACCAUACAAUUUUUCCUCCGAACAUUGCCGACACAGGAAAUCCCUACGGGGUGCAGCUUCCCAGGAGAGGAGGUGGCGGUGGUGAGUCGGUUGGUAGUGAGGCUGGUAGUGAAGGCUUCCCCGAGGAACGUUCUUCUGCGCGGGAGUCCGAGAACAACGCAGGCAGCGGGGCUGGAGGCGGCAAGCGGAAGAAUGCACGUCAGCAGGCGUUGGAGUCGAUCGCYGAUGUCAUGGAUCGACAUGGCGAGCUGAUGUCGUCGACGAUCGAAUCCUCCAGCAAGUGGCAAUGCAGCAUUUUCACGAGGCAAUGUGACAUACUGGAGCAGGAAGUCGCAGUCCAGAAAGAGCACUACGCGGCGUCCAAUGAAACGCAGAGGAUGAUGUGCCACGCUCUUCUGGAAAUCGCUGCGGCCAUCCGUGGUCGGACGACGAUGUAGUGGUCCUUGGUGUCCCGUCCGAGUGUUCAGUUGUG